UUCCUCAGCCAGAGAUUGUGGAGGUUGCAAAGUCUGGCCAGCUGCCCUUUCAAACCACAUCCGACCUUCCUCGGGACAUUAAAGUCGAGUGGACACUCACUGGGCCCAAUUACAAGAAUGUCCAUGUGUAUGAGAAUGGUAACAGCCAGCCAGACAAACAGCACCAAGAUUUCAAAGGUCGCACAGAGAUGACAGAAGAACCACUGAACACUAAAGACUUCAGUCUGACCCUGAAAGACCUCCGCCUGACUGACAGUGGAGUCUACACCUGCACCGUCUACAACAAGGAUGGACACAUGCUGCUACAGAAAACAGUGACUCUCAGUGUGAGAGAUGUUGGGAUGGAGAUGGUGUCUACACAAGGGCUAAAGUUUGUAAUGCUUCCCUUCAAAAUACCACGUGACCUUCCUCAGGGUACCACAGUGGAGUGGAGACACAACAAUGUGGAAGUCUACAAGUACACGGAUGUAAAUGUUGACUCACAGCAUGUGGAUGACAGAGGUCGCACAGAGAUGAAGGAAGACGCACUGAGAACUGGAGACCUCAGUCUGACCCUGAAAGACCUCCACCUCACUGACAGUGGAGUCUACACCUGCACCGUCUACAACAAGGAUGGACACAUGCUGCUACAGAAAUCAGUGACUCUCAGAGUCAGAGAGAGUCAGCCAGAGGUAGUGGAGGUGAAACAGGGGUUGAGGUCUGUCCAGCUGCCCUUUGAAACCACAUCUGUCCUUUCUCAGGAUGUCACAGUGGAGUGGAGGCUCACUGAACCCAAGUAUAUGGUGGUCCACAUGUAUACGUGUGGAAACGAUCAGCCAGACAAACACAACCAGAUUUACAGAGGUCGCACAGAGAUGAAUAAAGAGCCACUAGAAAAUGGAGACCUCAGUCUGACCCUGAAAGACCUCCGCCUGACUGACAGUGGAUUCUACACCUGCACCGUCUACAACAAGGAUGGACACAUGCUGACACAGAAAUCAGUGACUCUCAGAGUCAGAGAGAACUCUCCAAACCAGCAGAACAAGAAGAACCACCGAAACCAGACCUGCUACAACCAGCACGAGGGUGGAGGAGGAGGGAGGAGCGGAGGAGUCUGUUACAGGAGAAACAAGAGCAGGAGAGUUCACAGGAUUAGAGGAGGUGCAGGUGUGGAGAUGAGGAGGAGGAUCUGUAGGAGACAUGGUGAAGAUGGUUCAGUCAGCUUAUUUUUACUUCAGAAAGCCCUGAGGAGAUUCUCCAAACACAUCAGUAGCACAGGAGUAGAGACCUUCAUCAGACUGCUGGACGUUUGUGAUGAUGAACUCUGA
Molecule: messenger RNA, 1307 nt
Organism: Pundamilia nyererei
Lineage: Eukaryota; Metazoa; Chordata; Actinopteri; Cichliformes; Cichlidae
Product: butyrophilin-like protein 2
Exons: 5
Biological process (GO): cellular response to lipopolysaccharide; T cell costimulation; immune response
Cellular component (GO): external side of plasma membrane
Source: RefSeq, a predicted model, not a curated record